Molecule: messenger RNA, 1498 nt
Organism: Drosophila albomicans
Lineage: Eukaryota; Metazoa; Arthropoda; Insecta; Diptera; Drosophilidae
Product: serine protease inhibitor 28Dc-like
Exons: 2
Coding region: 64-1455 (463 amino acids)
Molecular function (GO): serine-type endopeptidase inhibitor activity
Source: RefSeq, a predicted model, not a curated record
GGCAGUGAAAGUGGCGCAUUCUUAUUGUUAAAUUGCAUUUUUAUUGUUAAAUUAUUGUGCUAUAUGCUGCACUCAAUGAAUUUAGUAACGUUGGCCUUGGCCUAUCACCUUUUAGUUGGAAUUUCACAAGCUCAAGGCCCAUAUGGCAUUGUAGAUGUUCCUGCAUCACAUCUCAUAGCUGAGGAUGUGAUGAAUUUGGGUUUGAAGUUGAUGACAAAACAGAUGGCCGGAGUUUACGCAGACACAUUUUUGAUUUCACCCGUGAGUAUCGCGUCCGCUCUAGCGUCUCUGUUGCUGGCCGCCAAAGGAGGAAGUUUCAUCGAGUUGUCCAAGCAGUUCAGGAUUAAGGAUACGGUGAAGUUACACGAGCAAUUUGGCUAUAUGCUAAGGAAUGCUCAACAAACCUACAAUGAUAUUACUUACACUUUAUCCAACGAUCCUGUCGAUAAGAGGAUAAAGAAAGAGGUGAAAGAAACUCAACAGGUGUUCAUUGGGAGUGGACUCUUUGUCCAGCAGGAUCACAGCAUAAAUCUUGAUUACAGGCAAGCCUUAGCUCAAAUCUAUAACUCGGAAAUUUAUCCUGUCGAUUUCGAAAAGGAUCCGGCGACCGCUGUCGAUCUUAUGAACGUAUGGGUAACGCAGAAGACAAAAAGCAAAAUAACGAAUAUAGUUAAUUUAUAUAAUAUUAAUAACUCCACUCGUAUGACUUUGACCAACACAAUGUACUUUAACGCCCGAUGGAUAAAUAAUUUUUACGAAACCCGGUCAGAGCCCUUCUAUCCUGACGGAUAUGACUCUAAGACUAAGCUGUAUGUUCCAACUAUGGUGGCAACAGGUAGCUAUACCUUUGAUCUAAACAAGAGAAGGGAUUGUCUCAUUCUCGGAAUUCCCUAUCGUGGCAGUCAAAACACUCUGUACAUCAUACAACCUUUCCAAUCAUCGAUUCGACGGUUGAAAAAGUUUCAAAAAUCACUUACAGCCGAAUCUAUUGAAGAAAUGAUCAGCAAAAUGAGGUCAAUUCAUGGAAAGAUUCGUCUUCCAAAGAUGCGCAUUAUUGGCGGGGACCAUUUGAAAUAUCAGCUAAAUGAUUUCGGUAUUAAGGGCAUCUUUAGUAACAAAAAUUAUGACUUAUCUUUAAUCGCCUCGGGCAACUCGAGCACUCAGCUUUAUCAAUCGGAUGCUGUUGGAAAUCUGAAGAAUUUGGAAACGCAACGAAAAUUUGCGGAGUCGGAACCGAGAAGAUCAGCUGAUCUUUACAUCAUGGAUAUUAUUCACAAGGUUAGACUCGAUGUGACUGAGAAGGGCACCGAAGGAGCUAGUGCAACUGAAGCCUCCAUGUCGAGAACUAUAGCUCUUGUCGAUUUUGUUAUAAACAGUCCAUUUAUACUUUUGGUGCGGAAUGAUUUCACAAAACUUCCUUUAUUCUAUGGCAUCAUUAAUAAGCCUCCAUCUUGAAAUGUUUGUGAAAAUAAAAUAAAAUAUCGCAUAUAUUAAAGAA